Lingula anatina is the source of this 4590-nucleotide messenger RNA. RefSeq names its product netrin-1. Gene Ontology annotation, molecular function: protein binding. Gene Ontology annotation, biological process: animal organ morphogenesis; motor neuron axon guidance; tissue development. Gene Ontology annotation, cellular component: basement membrane. The record is from RefSeq and is a predicted model, not a curated record. Lineage: Eukaryota; Metazoa; Brachiopoda; Lingulata; Lingulida; Lingulidae.
UGUUUAACCCAGCGUGCUAAACAAAAUCCGUUGUUUAUGUGAAAUAAAUGCCACAGAGCGCAGAUUUAGUGAUGUUUCUCAAGCGGAACUAGUGUAUCUUUUUUUCUUACAUAUCAGAGAGGACUGAGACCGACGAACUCCCUCCCACACCUACAGUUAUUCCACGGCUCUCACUCGCUGAGAUUUUGUAUUCUAAUUGGUAGUGACGUAGUGAAUAGAUAUAAGCUCCGCCCACUCGUACACUCGGAGUGGUCGUGGAAAGCAGGCGAAGGUAGCCGCAGGCAGCUCAUUCAGUUGGUCAUCCACGUGAACCUAGACAAGCUGUGACAAGAUUCGAAUCACUGCAGUCUUCCCAGAGAACACCAUCUCUUAACCAAGGAGCUCUCUGUUUUACUGGCACAAAAAGAUUUGUGAGUGCUACCGAUUUCUGCUGAUUUCAUAGUGAAACCGAUAUAGGAUGUGGAAGUAACAUUGCAAUGCACGUUUGUCUGAAAGUAAGUAACGUCAAUUAGCGCAUUUUUAUUGGAUGCGUCUACACCCGUGAACCAAUGCAUAAAACAUAAACAGAGCCAAAGGAACUUUGGAGAUAUUGGAGAUUAGUGAAAGAUAAGUUUGCAGCUGCAGUGGUAAGUCAGUGCUCUUUAAUAGUCUAAGAUAAUUGAACCAGACAUAAAUACGCAAUAUCAUUUCACGAUGAACACGCGAGGAAUAAAAACCUGGACUUUAUCAAGGGAUUUUCAUACACAGACCCUACUCGGCGUAUUCCUGUUAUUAACUUUGUUCAGCAAGGGAGCUUUAGCGUCAAGCUCUUUUCUAACUAUGUUUGCUGCCCAGCAAAAUCCACCCGAUCCUUGUUACGACGAAAUGGGAAAUCCGAAGAGAUGCAUUCCAGACUUUGUCAAUGCGGCUUUCGGUAAAGAAAUCACCGCGUCCAGCACGUGCGGCUCUCCUCCAAAUCGCUUUUGCCAAGUUUCGCCCAGUGUCGAUAAAUUCAAGGCUAUGCAUUGUGAUAUUUGUGAUGCUAAACACCCUAAAAGGAUGCAUCCUCCGAGCUAUCUUACCGACUUAAACAACCCCAAUAACUUAACGUGUUGGAUGUCCGAGCCGUUCGUCCAAUACCCAAAUAACGUCACCCUCACCCUGAGUCUGGCGAAGAAGUUUGAACUCACUUACAUCAGCCUACAAUUUUGUUCGCCGAGACCUGAAUCCAUGGCUUUAUACAAAAGUGUGGACCACGGCAGAAGUUGGGUGCCUUUCCAGUAUUACUCAAGUCAGUGCAAAGAAAUGUACGGCAAGCCCCCCAGGGGGAUGAUAACUAAGGCCAACGAGCAGGAGGCACUGUGUACUGAUAUUAACAGUAAUUCCCCCGAACCCAUCAGUGGGGGGAGAGUGGCGUUUAGCACCCUGGAAGGGCGACCCUCGGCUUAUGAUUUUAUGAACAGUCCCGUGCUUCAAGACUGGGUUACAGCGACAGACAUCCGCGUGGUUUUCAACCGCCUUCGAACCAUCGAUGAAAAUGUCGACAAGGCAAAGGAUAAUUUCUACUACUCUUUGGCUGAUUUUGCGGUGGGAGGACGAUGCAAAUGCAAUGGCCACGCUUCGAAAUGUAAUAUCAACCGAGACGGUACCCUUGCCUGCGAGUGUAAACAUAACACCGCAGGGACAGACUGUGAGCGGUGCAAGCCUUUCCACUUCGACCGACCCUGGGCGCGGGCUACUGAUCAGAAAGCCAACGAGUGUGUCGCCUGCAAUUGCAACCUACAUGCUCGUAUGUGUCGUUUCAACAAGGAAUUGUACCUGCUGUCUGGGAGGCGCAGUGGUGGCGUCUGCAUCAAAUGCAGACACAAUACUAAAGGACGGCAUUGCCACUAUUGUGUAGAGGGAUAUUACCGUGACCCUACCAAACCUCUGACACAUCGGAGAGUUUGUAAAGCAUGUGACUGCCAUCCUAUUGGAUCUUUGGGUAAAACAUGCAACCAGACCAAUGGCCAGUGUCCAUGCAAAGACGGAGUGACUGGUAUCACUUGUAAUCGUUGUGCCACAGGGUACACACAGAGCAACUCUCCAAUUCAGCCCUGCGUCAAGGCAAGUAACUCAUCUGCAGAUUCAUCAUUAACAACAAAAACUCACCAGCCUAAAGUAACAAGUCCAAAACCAACAGAACCUGUUUCAUGUGACAGAGACAAAUGCAAAGCUGCUUCUAAACGCAUCAGCAAGAAGAAGUUCUGCAAGUACAACUUUGCUGUAAAUGUCCAAGUGAUCACCAGAGAAAACAUUGGUGAAUGGGUGAAAUUCACAGUAAACAUCCUCAGCAUGUUCAAGAGAAGCAGUUCCUCAAAACUACGCCGUGGUGAAGAGCAGGUUUGGAUACAGCUCAGCGAUGUUCGUUGCAAAUGCCCUCGUUUAAAAGUCGGCAGGCGCUACCUGCUUUUGGGACAUGAUCACCAAAACACAAACAUGGAUGGAUUAGUCUUAGACAGGAGGAGUAUAGUGAUACCAUGGAAAGAUGAAUGGCAGAGAAGACUACGAAAAUUCCAGCGAUAUGAACGUAAAGGAAGAUGCCGGAACUGAUCAAAUCGCAUAUCUCUUGCCAGCCUAUCGAAGGUUCUUUUUUAUUUUCUCAUGUGUGAUGACAAAAUGACAGCCUGUAGUGUAAAAAAAGUGUACAAUAUAUUUAUGUUGAGUGGUGAUGUGUUACUCUAUGGAAACCAUGUGGGUGUUAAUUUCUGCACUGAACCUCAGCACAAAAAGUGCAACCCGACAGAAAGAAGGGACACAAAAACUCAGCCCUAGUAAUCGUUUCAGACAAUACCAGUUAGGAAAUCUAAUAUGUCUGCAAUGGCAAACAAACUAGUUGAAAGAUAUCCUAUAUGGCAAAAUUACCUCAGCAGAAGGUAAAAAUGACAUCUGAUGUGCAUUCCAACCAUUCAAAUCACAGUGGUGUGAGUGGUUGAUGAAUUUAUCAAGGCAGAAGAAUGAAUUCAAAGUAGAUUGAGUGUAACCACACAUGGGACAGACUAAAUGCUAAGAGGCUGAGGUGACUUAGACAAACUAUCUGUCAAUAACAGUAUUAUGCUUCGACUUACAAAAUAUUAAAGUGAGAAGUAAAGGGACCUGUAUUCUGUGUAUUGGGGCGUGUUCUCCCCCCUCAUUCUUGCUGACCUUAAAGUAACAGAUAGUUCCUUGUGUAAAUGGAUGGUAGAUAAGAACAAAACCCUUCUCUGGAGUUCAGAUGAGGGAAGCGUUGAAGGUCAUUAAAUCAUGCGCAAAUUGGAGGAUACUUUUGCUUGCCACACUGAACUUUAGGAACAACCCACAUCAAAUGUGUAUGUAAAUAAAUAACAGACAAAGAUGGAACCUACAGCCACAGAAUGUGUACACACCCUGCCCCCAAAAUACUCUUCUGAAUGGAACUUGGAAUAUUUGAUAGUAAAUAACAAAUUUCCAUGUACGGGACAUUGUGAGGGUUUAUACUGAGAAUUUCAAUACUUUUUGUGCAUAAUAUGUUACAAUGUGAUAUAAUGAUAAUUACUGAAUGAUCCUGUCCUAGUGUGUAGGUUUUCAUACCGCCUUUGUAAUCAUGAGAAUUUGUUUUGUUUUCCUUAAAAAUUCCACCCUCAGAACAACAUGUUGUGUUAAAUGAAAAAAAUAUGGGUGGAGAAAAAUUAAAAAUGACAGGGGUUACAGAUAGAUCAUAUACUAAACAAUUGGGACAAUUUUGACAUUUGCUGCAUUGGCAAAACACCAAAAUGAGAAACUUUGUAGUAUGGUGAAUAUGUACAUAUCAAGAGUGAAUGAACCUGUUUGUCUUGAAACAAACCAUAGGGUUGUGAAAUUGAAAUCAGACUCUUUAUCAUUUUUCUUGUAGAGACGGAAAAAAUUCUCCCUCUGGUGUAAAUUGCAGUAUAUCAUGGCUUGCAAAAGUAAAAUGAAAAAUCUCAAACAAAAAGAUGGAUGGUAUAUAAAGCACUUCACAAAGUUUUUAUUUUCAUUUUGGGUGGAAAUGAACACAGGAGUGAAGAAUUAUAUAGUAUUGGUUGUGAAUCUGGGCCUGACCUGCUUGGGUAUAUAGUCUAACCUAUAUCAAGUUACUUAAUAUUUAGUGUCUAUGUACAUAAAUUCAUAAAUACAUUUUGAAACAUGUUAAUGUUACUCCUUUGUAUAGUAUGAAGGCAAACAGGUAACAAUUAAAUAAAUAAAUCAGUUCUUACAUAUUGUAAAUACUUAUUUAUGAUCAAAUCAUACUGUGUACAUUACACUUAGAAAUACAUCAAUGUCACAAUCCCUUCUUAGUUAGAUUGCAUAACUGCAUUUUUUAAAUAACAGUCUUUCUGUACAUUUAUUUUUUGUAUAUCCACUUUUCCUUUUCUUUCUUUUUUGUUCUUUUUAGCUUUUUUUUUUUUAAUGAAAACAAUUUUCUUAGUUUGACAUCUUCAACUAAUGAAAAUUAGGAAAGAAAGCUAUGCAUUAACUUGCUGUAGAAUAAGCCAAUAGUAAAUCUUGGGAGAUAUCAAACUACUCCUUUUUCCUUCUCCUCUGUAUAUAUAUAUUUGUUAGAUUCGAUGAAUAAAAUAUUGAUUUAUUAUAACA